GUCCUGUUCAUCCUCGCCUCAGCUGCGGGGCUUGUUUGAGAGUUAGCAGCACAGUUACGAACCACCACGACGGCAGAAGAGUUGCUGAACCGUCGCCUGGACGAGAAAGCUGUUCCAGCGGCCUACUGCAGUUUACCUGGAGACCUCUGCCUGUGGCCUAGCCAGCAGCCUACUGCAGUUUACCUGUAGACCUCCGCCUGUGGCCUAGCCAGCAGCCUACUGCAGUUUACCUGGAGACCUCUGCCUGUGGCCUAGCCAGCAGCCUACUGCAGUUUACCUGGAGACCUCUGCCUGUGGCGUAGCCAGCGGCCUACUGCAGUUUACCUGGAGACCUCUGCCUGUGGCUUAGCCAGCGGCCUACUGCAGUUUACCUGGAGACCUCUGCCUGUGGCGUAGCCAGCGGACUACUGCAGUUUACCUGGGGACAUCCGCCUGUAGCAUAGCCAGUGGACUACUGCAGUUUACCUGGAGAUCUCCGCUUGUGGCCUAGCCAGCGGCCUACUGCAGUUUACCUGGAGACAUCCGCCUGUAGCAUAGCCAGUGGCCUACUACAGUUUACCUGGAGAUCUCCGCUUGUGGCCUAGCCAGCGGCCUACUGCAGUUUACCUGGAGACCUCCGCCUGUGGCCUAGCCAGCGGCCUACUGCAGUUUACCUGGAGACCUCCGCCUGUGGCCUAGCCAGCGGCCUACUGCAAUUUACCUGGAGAUCUCCGCUUGUGGCCUAGCCAGCGGCCUACUGCAGUUUACCUGGAGACCUCUGCCUGUGGCAUAGCCAGAAGGUAUCCCCAAGCCUGUCUGGAUGAAGGCUGAACAAGAUGAAGACCUCCUGGAAGAGGACUCUCCUCAGGAUCAUGGAGUUAUCCAAGCAACUCGGUAUAGCUCCAUAUCUCCCCCCGUCUCCCCUGGGUCUCAGGAGGAAACCUUCACCACUUACUUUGAGGAGAAGGUGCCUAUUCCAGAGAAUGUCAACCAGAUGUUCAGUUUCCGUAAACUCUGGGCUUUCACUGGACCUGGCUUUUUAAUGAGUAUCGCCUACUUGGACCCAGGGAACAUUGAGUCUGACCUGCAGUCCGGCGCUAAAGCAGGCUUUAAGCUCCUAUGGGUGCUGCUUGGAGCCACUAUCAUCGGGCUUCUCUUGCAAAGGCUAGCUGCACGGCUGGGAGUUGUUACUGGGAUGCACCUGGCAGAAGUUUGCAACCGCCAGUAUCCCACUGUCCCCCGCAUUAUCCUGUGGCUGAUGGUGGAGCUGGCAAUCAUCGGCUCUGACAUGCAGGAGGUCAUCGGCUGUGCGAUUGCCCUCAACCUGCUGUCGGUGGGCAGGAUCCCACUGUGGGGAGGGGUUCUCAUCACCAUCAUAGACACAUUUGUGUUCCUGUUUCUAGAUAAGUAUGGCCUCAGAAAACUUGAAGCGUUCUUCGGCUUGCUCAUCACCGUAAUGGCUCUGAGUUUUGGUUACGAGUAUGUGCUGGUGAGACCAGACCAGCGGCAGCUGUUGAAGGGGAUGUUUGUACCGUACUGUGAGGGCUGUGGUCCUGUCCAGCUGGAGCAAGCUGUGGGAAUCGUGGGCGCCGUCAUCAUGCCCCACAACAUUUACCUGCAUUCAGCCCUUGUCAAGUCACGACAAAUCGAUCGCGGUAAUAAGAAGGAGGUGAAGGAAGCCAACAAGUACUUCUUCAUCGAGUCAGCUAUCGCCCUCUUCAUCUCUUUCCUCAUCAAUGUCUUCGUUGUAGCAGUGUUUGCUGAGGCCUUCUACGAUAAAACCAACAGUGACGUGAAUGCAUUGUGUAAUUCAACAUUCCCCAACAACACUGAGAAGCUGGAAGUCGACAUCUACAAAGGGGGACUGGUCCUGGGCUGUUUCUUUGGCCCUGCAGCUCUCUACAUCUGGGCCAUAGGGAUUUUGGCUGCAGGCCAGAGCUCCACCAUGACAGGCACUUACUCUGGGCAGUUUGUGAUGGAGGGUUUCCUGAACCUGCGCUGGUCCCGUUUUGCACGGGUGGUGCUGACUCGCUCCAUCGCCAUCACACCAACCCUGCUGGUGGCCGUCUUCCAGGAUGUGCAGCAUCUGACAGGGAUGAAUGACUUUCUCAAUGUGCUCCAGAGCAUGCAGUUACCUUUUGCUUUGAUCCCAAUUUUAACGUUCACUAGUCUGCCGUCCAUCAUGAGUGAAUUCGCCAAUGGAUUGGUGUGGAAGAUAAAUGGAGCCGUCAUCAUUCUGGUGGUCUGUGCAAUCAACACGUACUUUGUGGUGGUGUACGUGGGCGGCCUGGACAGUGUGCUGCUCUACGUACUGGCGGCCCUGCUCUCGCUUGCCUACCUGACCUUCGUAGGCUACCUGAUAUGGCAGUGUUUAAUUGCCUUGGGGGUGUCGUGUGUGAACUUGGGCGGCGGGGUAAGCAGUAGACCUGCUGUGCUCACUGAGGACCAGUCCGAGUACAGCUCCUAGAGAUAACCUGGACAGGAAGCACACCAGCAGUCCUCUGUCCUCUGGGAGGCGCUGAACCCUGUUUAGAGCCGAGGUUUCUACAAACUCUGUGACACACAAAGUAUAUUUUCUUCAUAAAACUGAUAAUUAGUUUUGGGCUGUUUUUUUAAGGUUCCAGCCAAAUCAAUAUUACCGAGCACCCGGACACUGUAAAAACCUCGUGACACAUUAACACACGUCAUGUGCUGGGAGUCAGUAACACCGCUGGUGUUAUAUUAUGGCUGAUAUGUGUAUUUGCAAUUCAUUACCAGAAGCUAUUGCAGUAGACCCCCACUACCUCCUCAGUAGUUCAUGAUGGAAGUUAUUUAGUCAACCCAGUUAUCAAGUCUGGAUCUGCAGGAUUUCUCCAGCAUGUUCAGGGCUUCAGCAGACUUCAGCCCAUUUACUCAUUUGGAUAGAAGUUCAUCACUAUGCCAGUGGCAAGUCAGCCAGGCACAUGGUUUGUCAUGCCAGUGGCAAGUCAGCCAGGCAUCCAGGCAUCUGGUUUG
Molecule: messenger RNA, 2973 nt
Organism: Lampris incognitus (smalleye Pacific opah)
Lineage: Eukaryota; Metazoa; Chordata; Actinopteri; Lampriformes; Lampridae
Product: natural resistance-associated macrophage protein 2-like
Exons: 17
Coding region: 800-2446 (548 amino acids)
Biological process (GO): metal ion transport
Cellular component (GO): plasma membrane
Molecular function (GO): cadmium ion transmembrane transporter activity; iron ion transmembrane transporter activity; manganese ion transmembrane transporter activity
Source: RefSeq, a predicted model, not a curated record